GAUAAUAAUCCUUUGAGAUGGUGGAGUGAGAAUAAACAUUUGUUUUCUACAAUGUCAAAACUUGCAAGGAAAUACUUGUCAAUUCCGGCCUCUUAUGCUCCUAAUGGAGGGCUAUUUCCGGAUGAAAGAAAUCAUUAUUUAGAUCUUGAUAUUUUUAAUUAUCAU
Molecule: messenger RNA, 165 nt
Organism: Racocetra fulgida
Lineage: Eukaryota; Fungi; Glomeromycota; Glomeromycetes; Diversisporales; Gigasporaceae
Source: the annotation of a GenBank genome assembly